UGCACAUGAAACGAACCAAAUAUAUGCUCCUUAAUUCUUUAUUGUGGAACGGCAAGGCCCUGUUAUGGAUUCUAUAGAUUGCUUGGUUCGCUUCAUUUAUGAGUCGAACGACUCCAGGAAAUCCACUCAGACUUACAAAGACUAUUUUCCGCUUUCAUUCAUCAAUGAAUCCAAGGUGCUACUUGGAAACCCUUAAUAUUGGGUGAUCGGCAGUGGUCCAUCGCUAGUUUUACAAUCCUUUUUGUCUAACUUUGCCAUAGUGAUAUCAUUUUUCAUUCGCAGGCUAUUCUUUGUAUACCUCUUCAUUCUGUGCAUUAAAGCAAAAUGUAUGAAAUGGGUCUUAUUUCAACCGGCGCACUGAUAAUGAAAAAAUGUUUUUCUUUUGUUGGCUUGCCUUAUCCCUCCCUCAAAUAAAUCACCGUCGUUCCUUUUAGCUGAUGCCAUGACAGGCAAGGCAGCUACGCUAAUCAAGCCAUAUCUUAAAAAACUUGUAUUGCAAGUUCAUCCCGACUUUUUUCACCAUGACGCCGUAAAAAAAGCCACCAAUGCGCAAUCCUUGCAGCGAUUGUAUGGUGCCUUGAAUCCUAUCCUGAAACCGACUUCAGCCUCCCCAUCCAAACAAGACGCAUGUCGCCUGGAAUUCUACAGCAAGUCUAAAAAACACGUUAAAGGCGAUUUCAAUGCUUCACUGUCCGAGUGGUUAACUGUGCGAUCGUUCUUUAAUCUAUGCCACGAGAUUGGUGUCGACAUUCUGCCUUCAGACAAGGAUAUCGUGGAAUCUAUGGUUGCUCAGUCCACCAAGACCAAGAAACAAAAAAGCCUGUCCGAGGAGUUUGCAGAAGCGCUGUAUCAACAGUCAGGUGUUCCCACGGAGUGGACGGCUAAACAUAUCCUGCAAAACCGCCUUCUCAUGUUUGAUCCCGCCGUGGAUCAGCAUACAGUGGCUGAACGACUCAGCCAAUGGCUUCCCGAGUUGAAACCGCACUUGUGGUGGAAUAAAUUGCCGGUAUUAUUUAUUGCUUCUCGUGAUACAUUACCGCCGAGCCCGCUUACGAAGGGCGUUCUCGUGUUUACGGCCGAUAUGCAAUGCGCAGACAUGGCGCAGUAUCUGAAAACAAAUCUUAGCAACAAACAACAAGAAUAUCAACAGAUGAUGCACAACCCAAAGCGCAGACAAACACACUGAAAUUUCAACAUCAACCGUUCGUUCAUUGUUGGUCAUUCAUCGCCCCCACCGCCAUUUUGUUAAUAUAAAGGUCCCCCUUUUUUUUCCUUCCUCGACUCGACUUUUCU
Molecule: messenger RNA, 1293 nt
Organism: Radiomyces spectabilis
Lineage: Eukaryota; Fungi; Mucoromycota; Mucoromycetes; Mucorales; Radiomycetaceae
Exons: 2
Coding region: 443-1186 (247 amino acids)
Source: RefSeq, a predicted model, not a curated record